GAGAUAGUUUUGGCCAUCACAGCGGAGUACACAGACUGGGCCAGACCCGUGCAGCAUCCGGUCAACAUCCGUGAUCUGACAGCUGAAGCUCUGUAUGACGCUGGCUUCGUAUCCCCCGUCACUGUGUCAGCCAACCAGCUCUACACCCCCGCCAGGUUCACCUACCUUUACGUCCUCGACUACCGAGCUGACGAGCCUGACCCCGUGACUGGCCCUGACACUAUACUGAACGAGCUAGUGUAUGUUUUCGGGGCGCCUCUUGGGUCCCUGGGACCUCUCUCCUCCGGUCUUAACUUCACUAACACGGAGGUGGCCCUGAGUGAGGCAGUAAUUACCAUGUGGACCAACUUUAUCAAGACAGGGAACCCCAACGAGAGUGGGGCUGGAGAGGGCUGGGCUAUUCCGAAAGAGAAACAACGGUACCGUACACAGGACUGGGCCAACUAUGACCCCAUACACAGGAGAUACCUCGACCUUGGAGGGAGGGGUCGUGUUCGUGACCACUACCGUGCCGGUCGUGUGGCACUGUGGUCGUGGCUAGUGCCAGGUCUGGAGAGGGUUGGCUCUCGUUACGGGCCAGAUUCUCCAUUCCACCGACUGCCUAAUUACCUUCAGCCGGAUACCUUCUCCGGACCCACACGCCCAACUAAUCUCUCCAGCAACUUCCUGCCCCCUCCCACCACCCAGCCACCCACCACCCAACAGGUGUCCACGCCCGCCCACAGUACACUCCGGCCCACACAGCAAGUUAUCCUCAAUAGCAGUAGCGUUGCAGGUCUUCUGGAAAACCUUGACUCUAAUCCCAAACUGCAGAGUGGCUUCCCUUACACCACGGCUCUCAGCCUCACAGUGGCAAUUGGCUGCUCUCUCCUCAUCCUAAACCUGCUGGUGUUCGCUGCUGUUUAUUACCGUAGAGACAAUUCCCGUCAGGCGUUUAGCAAAACUAGCCACGACGGAAGCAGCGACAGUGGAAACGACGUUCAGCUUCACCCUGCAUGCGAACCUUGCAAACCCAUCUCACCGUCGCACUACGGCACUCUGCGUUCGUCCGCGACGCUGCGAAGUAGCCUGGCUACUUCCUUCGAGGGAGACCCACAGCACGAGUGGCCACCAGACUACACCAGCAGCUGCCAGGGCGGUGAAGACGGUCCCCUGUGCGCUCCGAGCAGCCAGUGCUUGAUGCCAGGGACUGGCCAGCCACACAACGGUACAGCCUCUCGACGCAGCGUGCAGAGACAGACUCUUUCCUAUAAUCCCCACGUCGACACCCAGCUCUCGCCCACCUCCUACACUCACGACGACACCCCAGAUAUGCAUGUCUGAGGCUACACCUGCCGACUAUAUGAACGUGUUGUGGGAUCCCUCUCUGCAUGGAACCGUUCAUCUCUUUACUGUUUAUGUGUGGCGAGGGAGUCACACCAGGCCAACACAUUAUAUAUAAGUGAACUAUAAAAAACAUUAUAUUUAAUAAUCUGUUAUAUAUUAAAAGGAACACCUUGAAUGUUGAGUGUAUUGCACAAUGAGGUAUAUAUACACUCACUAAGUGACUCUUUUGAAUGGAAAUAUAUCUAUGUUGGAAUAUACUUCGCUCAAGAAUUCUGGAGUGUUUGGUGAAUGCUAUUGCUACAAUCACGGUGAAGCGACAAAACCCUUAUAGACCAUAACAGAACCUGGGAAAUGGGAGACAAUCGGGUUUGGCCCCGAGGAAGGACAGAGAAGAUCUAAUGCCAAAGAUCAAGAGCCUUCACUAUCAUCAAGGAGCCCAUAUUGAAGAGGAAUAUUCGGUUCAAACCUCCAUGAACACUUAACUCGUCGUGGUCCAUAAGACCUUCAGAUAUUUAGAGGUCGCCACAGAUCACCAGAGGUCAACACAGGUCACAAGAACAUCUAGAGCCAACCAGAGAGCCUCCAUCACUGGCAUUUGACUUAAUUAUGAAAUCAAUUACUAAUAAUUUAAACAAAAUAUCAUUUCGUGUAAAUGAUAUUUUGUUUCUCAUGAGAAAUGUGAAUAUUUUUCCUGACUGUGUUUGCUAGUUUGGAUACUUCUCAAUUAUCUUUUUAUUAACCAUAUUUAAGCAAAAUCACCAUUAAAAUAGCAAAAUUUUCAGUAAAUAGGAGAAAUUUACUGGUCUCGAUUUGUUUGAUACUGGUCUUAAUUUACGAAUGCACAUUGACCGCUUAUCCAAGGAUAGAGGAUUUAUGUCAUUGGUUAUAUGAUUAAACUGUGUCUAUCAUCAGUAACUCACAGGUGAAGCUGUGCAACUAUCUGUGAUAGACAAUACCAGUAGAAAACACUCUUUUCGUGUCUGGUGCAUGUAUAGAAAACCAGUAUGUACGGUACAUGUACAGAAAACGAGUUAUGUACAGUACAUAUGUGGAGAACAUGCUGUGUAUGGUACAUGUACAGAAAACGUAUUGUGAGGUAAACUAAAACAUUCCUCCGUCGUACGUGUCGAAUGCAAUAAGAAAAACGUUCUUCGUGUAGUGUUCAGCAGUAACUCAUCUAAAGACAACUGUGCCAACAGGAAGAAAAUGGUAAACUCUGUCUUUAUAUAAACCUCUCAAGGAUUAAAAUGUUGCUGUUGGAUAUGCUAUAAUGAAAUCCAGUUGAUCAAUAGCAUAAACGAACCCCCAAGAAGCUAUAAGAAAAUAAAUGUUCCAUAUUUCGGUCUCAUACUGAGGUCCUCUUCAAUUUGCUAAAGAUGGAUUUAAUGUAAAUUAUACAGUAGUACUUGUCGUUUUUUAAUGAUGCAUUGUGGGUUCGUUCCUAUCGUUCAAGAAGUAUAGAAAAUGAAGGGUAGAUUAGUGACUGCCAGAAUUUUGUUACCUUGUCAGUGCAAGAGGUAGCAACGAGUAUUAUAGUAACACCUUUGUGUCAUGUUGCUUAAAUUUACAAUAGGGUUCACAUUAAGAUUCGGGCCAUCUCCUCAUGAGAAAAAAAGAUAAAUUAGUUAUGCAAAUUAUUGACAGAAUAAUUUCUAAUUUUCAAGCAAAUCUCACCGACUAUCUUACCAAAUCAUGCAAAAAUUUUCGUAACAAAAUAUAGAUUGUUUUGUCUAUCUUAACUUAAAAUUUGCAUAACACUAUUUAGAUGUAUUUUCUUGGGGGUGAGCAAAUCUUAUGGUGACCCAACAACAUUGUUGAGCUUUCCAAGAUUUCCAUACGUUUUAUAAUCAUCAUUUAUUUGCCUACAGAGUUAUGGGAAAGAAAAUAUAAAAAAAAGAAAUUGGCAUUCUUUUGUUUGGUAGUUUAGAGAAAUUAAUAUGGGAACAUAACUUUCCCCAUUGUGAUGGCUGGUGUUCUUAAUCUGGUGAGUUAACAAGUCACUUAAUGCUCGUUUUCAUGUGUCCCGCCUCAAAUAUAUCUAGAGGGGUAACCAAUAAUUUGUGUCCUGUUGUUCAUCAGUGAUGUUCUUUAAAAAUUUUCAACCUGCUGAUCAUUCCUUUUAUAAAUUUUAAGUGUUAAAAGUCAAAAUUACUGUAAAAUGCAUUGUAAAUAUGGCAAAUGUGUGUAUAUAUAAAUAUAUAUAUAUGCACUUGGGUGGGAAUCGAACCCAUGGCACCACGUGUACAGGUCGAGCGCUCAACAAGUGAGUCAUGUUGGUUGCUAAAUAAA
Molecule: messenger RNA, 3615 nt
Organism: Cherax quadricarinatus
Lineage: Eukaryota; Metazoa; Arthropoda; Malacostraca; Decapoda; Parastacidae
Source: RefSeq, a predicted model, not a curated record